GCAACCAGGAUGAGGAACCCAAGAAUCCGUCAGCCUGAGAAAGUCAAUCCAGAGCGAGGAGUGGAAGCGAGCUGACAACUUUACUGGAGCAAGUGGCUCUCAGCGGGAAGAUGCCCAAAGGCUCCAAAGAUGAUAUGGCAUCCCUGCCACCCAGAAAGCUCAAUUUUUUCUCCUCCUUGCGGAUUAAGAGAAAUGAAGGAGUGGAUCAGAGCAAGGGAGACAACCAGAAGGACAUCAUGACCAUCCUGUCUAGGUUUAGAAGCAAAGCUUCUGUUCAGCAACAUCAGCAACAGGAACUCAACUCGUCUAGCGAAGAUGAGGAACCCAACACACGACGGGCACACAGAGGCACAUCUGACACCAAGAGAAUAAAACAGGAGAACAUUGCUGUCCGACAAACCAAGAGGGAACAGCUAAAAAGACUCCACAGAGCUCAGAUGAUCCAGAGACAGCUGGAGGAAGUUGAGGAGAGGCAGAGAGCUCUAGAGGAGAAAGGUGUAGCUCUGGAGAAGGUCCUCAGAGGAGAAACUGAUGAUGACUCCACGGAUGAGACAGCGCUACUCCAAACCUGGUUCAAACUGGUCCUAGAGAAGAACAAACUGGCAAGAUACGAGUCAGAACUCAUGAUCUUUGCUCAGGAACUGGAGUUGGAGGACACUCAAAGUCGGCUGCAGCGAGAACUGAGGCAGCGAAUGGCCACUGAAGACUGUGAAAAAAGUGCGAGUGAGCUGGUGGGGGAGCAGAGCCUCCUGGUGGAGAUCAUGAAGGUGGUGGAGAAGAGAGACAAACUGGUGAGUCUACUGGAGGAGCAACGGCUGAAGGAAAAAGCUGAGGACAGAGAUCUGGAGAGCACAAUCCUCUCCAGAGGUUAUCAGUUCCAUUGGACCUAAAACAUUCCUAACCUCUCAUUUCAAUCCCCUGGAUUAAACAUUUUACUUGAGAUGUGGAUCUACUGUAGUAACCAGCGGGAUUAACUAUAAGAGAGCCUUUAAAGAUCAGAACUGUUAAACUUAACGCUGCCUUCUUGAAAAGAAAUAAACCAAAAACAAAACAAGUGCCUCUUUGUUUAGUGAAAAUGAGUUUGUAAAUGUUUAAUUUCAUUCAAAGAAACACAACAUUGCACAGCCACAGAGGUAUGAAAAAUAACUUAUCCACAAUGGUGCAAUGAUAUUUAUAUAGUUAAAGUGGUUAAGUUUUUGGACUUGUUGGAUGUUAAAAUGAUAAUGAAUGUUUGUUUUGUUCUAUAGUGAACAUUAUAAAAGAGGCCAAAUGUUAAUGGAAGUUUAAUAUAUCUGUUGAGCUACUCUGUUUCUCUCCUAGUCUUGUAAUGCAUAGACCUUCUCAAGUGACCAUUAAUUGCAAUUAUUUCAUAAACUAAAUAUGAUUUGAUUUGUUUCAAGUAUCAAACGGCGCUUAUGAAAAUGUAUAGUUGGUCUUUGGUUUAUCUGUAUGUUUAUUGUGUCAUUUAUUUAAUAAAUGUAAAA
Molecule: messenger RNA, 1484 nt
Organism: Triplophysa rosa
Lineage: Eukaryota; Metazoa; Chordata; Actinopteri; Cypriniformes; Nemacheilidae
Product: F-actin-monooxygenase mical2b
Exons: 7
Coding region: 111-890 (259 amino acids)
Source: RefSeq, a predicted model, not a curated record